AUGUCGAAGCGAAAAAGACAAGAUAGUUCAGGGGAAGUUCCGGACCGAAAGAAAAUCUCGACUCGAGACGCGUCGCUGUAUUUGGACACAAUCAACAGGAAAAUCCUCGAUUUCGACUAUGAGAAGGUCUGUUGCGUGUCGCUGUCCAACACAAACAUCUACGGCUGUCUGGUGUGCAACAAGUACUUCAGAGGUCGGUCAAUGGACUCGGAGUGCUUUCUGCACUCGAUCAACGACGACCACCACGUUUUUGUCAACUUCGACACGCUCACCUUCCAUAUCUUACCCGAGAACUAUCAAUUGGACGAGCAGACCGCGUCAUCUUUAGACGACAUUCGACGCCAAAUCAACCCCACAUACAAGGACCUAAAAGACCUAUACCACGACACGUCGCUCAAACGGGAUCUUGCUGGUCGAGAGUAUCGCCCAGGGUUCAUUGGACUGAGCAAUUUCGGUGCAAACGACUAUUCAAACGUAAUUUUGCAAGCCCUCGCACACAUUCCUCCAUUGAGAGACUAUCUGCUGUUGUAUCCAGAAAAGCUCCACAAAACUAAGCUGGUAGGCAAGCUUUCCCUUCUAGUGAGAAAGAUGUGCUCUCCAAAUCUGUUCAAAUCUCACAUCUCUGCCCACGAACUGAUGCAAUACAUAUCCUCGUCGACCAAUAAGAGAUUUUCCCUGCAUUACGAGAGCGAGCCCAAGGACUUCCUCAUGUGGCUGUUCAACAACAUGCACAAGGAACUGGUUUCAGAACUCGAAAAUAAUCUGAUCUCGUCUAUUUUUCAGGGAAAAGUGGAGCUUCCAUCUGGGAAGUCUAAGUUCUGGAUGCUCACAUUGACGCUGCCGCCAGUGACUUUGUUCAAAGAUGGCGCCAAGCUAGAGAUCCCCCAGGUGGCGCUUGAAGACCUGUUUGCUGCGAAAAGCUACAAAAUAGCCAAACCACCGCAGUUCCUGACUCUCUAUAUUAAAAGAAAGGACGACACACAGAAAAUCGCAGGCGUGAAUGGCUCCAAUAUCAAUCCAACGGUAGUGAAAUUCAAUCCGUCGCAACUUAAAGUAGACUCUCAUGUCUACAAGCUCAUAGCCAACGUGGUAUAUAGCAGCGGCCAGAACGAAAAUUACAGCCUGGAGAGCGAGAACCAGGCCCACUACAAAAUACAGGUUCUAGAUGAGGUGCGCAACGAAUGGCUCGAAAUCGAUGACCUCAAGGUUAGACUGAUCGAAAAAGACCUCUUGUUCCUCAACCAGACGUACUUGCAAUUCUGGCAAAGGAUAACAUAG
This is a messenger RNA of Ogataea haglerorum, 1278 nucleotides long. RefSeq lists its product as uncharacterized. The coding region runs from base 1 to 1278 and encodes 425 amino acids. Gene Ontology annotation, biological process: protein deubiquitination. NCBI's taxonomy places the organism in Eukaryota, Fungi, Ascomycota, Pichiomycetes, Pichiales, Pichiaceae. The transcript has a single exon. The record is from RefSeq and is a predicted model, not a curated record. Gene Ontology annotation, molecular function: zinc ion binding; cysteine-type deubiquitinase activity.